Messenger RNA from Cotesia congregata, 1908 nucleotides. NCBI's taxonomy places the organism in Eukaryota, Metazoa, Arthropoda, Insecta, Hymenoptera, Braconidae. The record is from the annotation of a GenBank genome assembly.
AUGGAUUCGCCUGUCAUCGUGGACACUGCAUCCAAAUUUGGCCGAGAUCUGGACCCUGGUUUUCCGUUCGACGACGACAGUUUCAGUAGACGGGGGGAUAUAAGAUCCCACUUGGACGAUUUGGCGGCCCGUCAUCCAGAAUUUGCAGAGCAUCUGCUGGGACCACCUUGGGGCGAUAUACCCUUUCACGGGACACUCCGUAACCGUCGACGCGGCUCGGGAAGCCAUUCCCAACAGGGUCAUCCAGACGAAGACGCCCGUAGUCAAGCGAGUGGAUCCAGUGCUGCGAGUGCAGCCAGCGGUGCCAGUGGUGUCAGUUCUCACGGCGAACCAGAUUUAAUUUAUCAGCACCAGGAACUCACUGGAAAUAACAAAAUCCCCCAGUACGGUUUACGCAACACCGUAGACAUUGGUCAGCAUCGUCACAAUAUGGAGAAUCUUGAGAAGGCCGACCGAGGACAGAGAUCCAUGUCUGCGCCUCCGGAAAAUCGACCGGACCAGUUUCAGCAACCAAACCAAAACAAUUCUAAACAGAAUUAUUAUCAGAAUCAGAAUCCUCGGUUCGUUUCCAGGGUAGACAUUACUCCACAGUACACUAAUCAAAAUCAGAAUCCCAAUGCAGUACCAAAUCCUCAGCAACAGUCACCUCAAAAUCAGUCUCCACCUCAGCAGCAGCAGCAGCAGCAGCACCAGCACCACCAACCACAAGGCAAUGUCAGGCAUAUUCCAAUUUUCGUAGAAGGUCGCGAUGAGCCAGUUAUUUCAAAAGGCAAGGCGCCACCUUACGUCAGACAACAAUCGCCGUCAAGGUUCUAUCAGCCGGCAUUUGAUUCGUCACACCCAGAAUUCAAUUCAUCAAAUUAUCAAAGGCCAUCUAGCCAAUUUAAUCAACACUUUGGUGGAAGAAACAGAGACUGGCCUUCACAAUUUCAAGAACACUUUCAAGAUCCCUUCCCAGACACAUUCGAUCACCCGACAAUAAGAAAGACCACCCAUCACAAUCAAUCUCAUUCCCCAUUCAAACACGAGGAUAGAAGACGGGAUCAAAGCCCUGUUCAUAUGAAACAUCACCAACAGGCAAACCAACAACAUCAACAACCUCAACAAGAACAAGAACAAGAACAACCAAAGCGUCAGGAAUCUCCAAAACCUCGUAAACAAGUGGUACCAACAGAUCCCCUUGAAAAAGUUGCUUUGGUACAAAAUGAAAUUGACUCGUUGACGGAGCAGGUUAAACAAUGGAGCGGUACUUCCAGAAAAGACAAACAGUACAUUUAUCUCGAUGAAAUGUUGACGAGGGAGCUCAUUAAAUUGGAUGACAUCGAGACUGAGGGCAAGGAAAAUGUCAGACAGGCGAGAAAGAACGCGAUUAAGAGUAUCCAAGACUCGAUAAGUUUAUUGGAGUCGAAGGCGCCUCUUCCGAUAACCGAAAUUAACCAACAGGUGGAACAGAAGAACCCACCAGAGGCUGCAGAGUCUGUCGAGCCAAUGGAGAGCGAGACUCCAGUUAAGGAGGAACAAGGGGAGGCCAUUCCUCUGCCAUCACCCACCAAAAUAGAGCCUGUUGUUGGUGAUUCUGAACCAAAGGAUACCGAUAAAUCUGAGGCUGCUGAUGCAUUAAUAACUGUUGAGAUUGCUCCUGGUGUUCCUAUGGAAACAGCUCCUGAAGAAAAAAAAUCUGGUGAUGAUAGCGUAAUGGAGCUGGAGGUUCAGCCAGUAGAGACUCAAACUACACAAGAUGCUACGGAAUUAAAAAAAGAGAACGAGGCUAGUACUAAAAAAGAGGCCAAUGAAACAAUCCCAGCAAAGUCACCAAAAAAAUUAAAAAAAGCUAAAAAACAAACGCCCGUUUCGAUUGAACCGAUCCCACUACCAGCUUCCGAAGAGCAAAGUCGAUUAGCUCAGUAA